AUGGCAAACAGAAUGAAAGGUAUGUUGGAUAAGGUGAUAUCGUGGAACCAAAGUGCCUUCAUCCCCAAAAGGUUGAUAACUAACAACAUAAUGGUGGCUUAUGAGGUCCUUCACACAAUGCAAACUAAGCAAAAAGGAAGAGAAGGGUCCAUGGCAAUCAAGCUAAAUAUGUCUAAAGCCUAUGAUAAGGUUGAGUGGGAUUUUCUUGAGGCUGUGUUAUUAAGAUUGGGUUUUGGACAAAGAUGGACAGAAUUAUUGAUGAAAUGCAUUAAGUCUAUAUCAUACUCAGUUAUCAUAAAUGGAACCCUAGAAGAGACCAUUAUCGCCUCAAGAGGACUAAGACAAGGUGAUCCCUUGUCACCUUAUCUGUUCUUAAUAUUUGUUGAAGGACUUAGUGCUUUACUUCAUCAAGCUGAAAGGAGAGGGCUGAUAAAGGGAGUAGUUGUAACAAGGGGGGAACAAGAAUCAACCAUCUCCUAUUCACAGAUGACUGUGUUAUCUUCUGUAGGGCAAAACUAG
This is a messenger RNA of Carya illinoinensis, 519 nucleotides long. RefSeq names its product secreted RxLR effector protein 78-like. Bases 1 to 519 code for a protein of 172 amino acids. The transcript has a single exon. The record is from RefSeq and is a predicted model, not a curated record. Lineage: Eukaryota; Viridiplantae; Streptophyta; Magnoliopsida; Fagales; Juglandaceae.